This is a messenger RNA of Penicillium waksmanii, 972 nucleotides long. RefSeq names its product putative inositol phospholipid biosynthesis protein Scs3. The record is from RefSeq and is a predicted model, not a curated record. The transcript has 2 exons. Gene Ontology annotation, cellular component: endoplasmic reticulum membrane. The coding region runs from base 1 to 972 and encodes 323 amino acids. NCBI's taxonomy places the organism in Eukaryota, Fungi, Ascomycota, Eurotiomycetes, Eurotiales, Aspergillaceae. Gene Ontology annotation, biological process: lipid storage; phospholipid biosynthetic process; lipid droplet organization.
AUGCCCGCCCACCCCCGAUACCCUCCGUCUCAGAUCGUCCUCCUGGUAUACCCAGUGACCUUGUUGCUGGGAUCAAUCUUCUCAAUCAUCUCCCCGACUGCGCGCGCAUCUAGGGGGCAUACGACCGCAUCCUCUCCGUCCGGACCUCUGGCACCCUCCCUCGCUGCCGACCUGUACAUCUCCGAAAGCCCGGUCAACUACUUCGCCCGGAAGAACAACAUCUUCAAUGUAUACUUUGUGAAAAUUGGGUGGCUGUGGACAACUCUAGCCUUCUUCUCGCUCCUCCUUUGCCAACCAGCCUAUCGAUCUUUGUCCUCCCAAACCCAACAGCAAACACGCCCCCGACGCAUCCUCCAAGCCUCCCUCCGUUAUGUACUUGCGACCUCAAUAUGGUACUUGAUGACACAGUGGUUCUUUGGCCCGGCUAUUAUCGACCGCAGCUUCGUUAUUACGGGUGGAAAAUGUGAACAGAUAUUGAACGAAGUUGGCAAGAUAGGCUCGGAGGAGAGCCCAGCCGCCCAGUUGGAAACUAUGUUUACUGCUGUCGCUUGCAAGGCUGCUGGUGGGUCUUGGAAAGGUGGACAUGAUAUCAGCGGACAUGUAUUUAUGCUGGUGCUCGCAACUGCGCUUCUGUCUUUCGAGGCCAUCGGCGUCGGGGCUUUCACUGCACCAUCUGUGAACUCGCAAGCUAACGGCGAGACAACCCGCCACCGCAAGCCGAGUGAUCCCGCAAGCUCCUCGACCAGUGAACAAUUGGAUAUACCUGGGACGAUGAGAAGCUGGUCGCUGCGCCUAGUCUGGGGUGUCGUCGGACUUGGCUGGUGGAUGCUUUUCAUGACGGCUAUUUGGUUUCAUACGUGGCUAGAGAAGUGGACUGGGUUGUCAGUGGCACUAGGAGCCAUAUAUUUUGUCUACAUUCUCCCGAGAACAUUAGCGCCUUGGAGAGAGGUUAUUGGCAUUCCGGGAGUAUGA